AACGACGAUGAAAUAAACCCUAAAACCCUUUCAAAGUCGGCCCUUGCAGUUUCCCUCUUCCUGGACACUGAAGCAACCCAGCCAACCCAGUCAAAAGCUCCAUUAAUUCUUGAUUGGGUUGAUAGAAAGGAAAGAGAGCUAUGGCUGCGUCCAUUGCCUCACAGUUACAGGCCAUCAAAUCCUUCGUACAACCUGACUCCGACCCGCAGCAGAAGAGGCCUUUCACUCGUCCUUCUAUUAUCUUCGAACUCAAAAAAGCCGCUGACAUUGAUGUUGAAACCAUUCUCUCUAUCGCACUUCAAGGUCUUGAUGUUCUUAUAAGCAUCGAUGAGCAAUUCAGAAACUAUAAGAAUGAUCUAUUUAGCCAUAAAAGUAGGGAACUGGAUAGAGAGUUAUUGGGAAUAGAGGAAAAUAAUCGUAUUAAUGGAACAAUUAGCUCGUACUUGCGCUUAAUAUCAAUACAUUUCCAACUUCCAUCAUCACUCAAGACGCUCGAGUACUUGAUACGAAGAUACAAGAUUCAUGUUUACAAUUUUGAGGAACUGAUUUUGUGUUCUUUACCAUACCAUGAUACCCAUGCCUUUGUUCGAAUAGUAAAGUUGAUUGAUACAGGAAAUAGUAAAUGGAAAUUUUUGAAUGAUGUAAAACUCUCCGGUGCACCACCGCCUAGAAAGAUUAUAGUGCAGCAAUGUAUACGUGAUAAGGGGGUUUUGGAAGCUCUAUGCCAUUAUGCAACACCGUCAAAGAAGCUUCAGCCCUCGAGACCAGUGAUCAGUUUUUGCACAGCUGUUGUCAUUGAAGCUUUGGGUUCAGUUGCAUCUCUUGACAAUGAUUUUGUCACCAGAAUUCUCCCAUUUGUUAGUUCAGGACUUCAACCUGAUGCAAAAGGAGGUCCAGAUCACAAGGCUGGUGCUAUGAUGAUCGCUGGUUUACUAGCUAGUAAAGCUGCAUUGUCUCCCAAACUUGUCAAGACUUUGAUUCGGUCAAUUGCUGAAAUUGCUCGAGAUGAUGCAAAAGAGUCAACUGAUCUUCAGUGGCUUAGGUUAUCACUUAUGACUAUGAUCAACCUUAUUCAGUUGCAAUCUAUAGAUAGGGUCCCACAAAAGGCUUUGGAGAUUCUGAUGGAAAUCCGUGAUUUUGCUGGGAUUCUUUUGGAACUGUUUAAUGAGUUCAAUAUCGACAAGUUUCUCUCCGUGCUUUUGGAUUCUGUGGUUGACUACAGUUUUUCUAAUGAAUCAUCUCAGCACGUAUUGAUCUCGAUCUUGGAGGUACUUCCUAUAAAGGGUUUUGUUCAUCAUAUGGUCACUAAGGUUCUAUCUUACUGCUUGAGAACUUCACAAAAAGAUAGCAAUUCAACAUCAUCCGUGUCAGGAAGCAUUGUGAAGAAAAUUUUAUUUGUUCUUAACAAGAAUUAUCCAUCAGAACUACAAGGAGCGCUUCGCGAAUUCCUCAAAGAAAAAAAUGUUCAGUCCAAGAAAGGGGAUUCAACAUAUGAUAUUUUGUGUAAGUUCUUGGAUGGUAAUUUGGAUUUGUCACAAGCCACCCUUUCUCAUUCGAAACUUUGGUUUGCACUGCAUCAUCCUAAGGCUGACGUGCGGCGUGCUGUGCUAUCUGGUUUAAAUGCCACUAGUAUCCUGACAGCGAAGGCUACUGAGCCACAGGUUUAUUCAUCUGUUCAAGAUGCUAUAUUGCAACAGCUGCAUGAUGAGGAUCUUACUGUUGUUGGGGCAGCUGUUUCUUUUGAUGGAAUAGCUGAUAUGUUAGAUACAACUGAGCUUUUCAAAGUUCUGAGUAAUGUGCUUAAGCGGUGCAUUGGUAUUGUCAAUUCAAGUUCAUCGGAGAACACCAGUCUCGCUUGUGAUGUUGCUCUUUGUUGCCUGAAGAAAUUAGACUUCAUUUCCCAUGAUGAUCAUAAGGAUCAUAUGAAUAUGCUUGCUUCCAUGAUCUGUCCUUUACUCUUAGUUCUUCCAAAGACACAGAGGCUAAAUUUGAAAGCACUGGAAACAGCCAAGAAUUUGAACUGGCCACUUUUUGAGAAUCUUCCUAGUGUCUCCAGUACAGAAUUGAUGCUGCAACCAGGAAGCAUAUCUUCAAUGAAUAUGGACACUGUUACUUUUUUGGCUGAAAGAUUCUUAAUGCACCCUGAACAGUACAUUGCUUCGAUUACUGAGAAUUUUAAAGAGUCUACAUCUUCGAAGACACUUUUCUUGUUGGUUAUUAUGCAGUCAUUUUUAAUGCAAAAAAAUAAAUCUGGUCAAUUUGUGGCAUUGUUGGAAGCCUGCUAUCCAAUACUAAAGACUGAAUGGGAAGCAUUUGAAAAUUUGGGUGAUGGCUCUUUAAAAGAGUUCAAGAUAGAGAUGCUAAAUUGGGAUUGCAAAAAAUUCUUAGAUCAGCUCUUUGAAUUCAAAUUUAAAGCAUUGAAUACAAAUAUUAUAAUAUGUACCUUCUGGAGGUUACUAGAGGUAUUUAAAUCAUCGGUCCAUGGAGAGGUCUUACAGGAUGAUAACAAGAAGUGGUUUAGCUGGCUUGAGGACCUAUUUGUGUUUUUUUCAGCCUCUCAGUUUAAUCAUGUUUUCAAGGAGCAUCGUCUCUACCUUGUCACAAAGUUCAAGGCCUCUUCUCUCCAAUUUUUGUGCAGGUUUUUCACAGAACAAGAUGUUCCUGUUGCAGCUCAAGUUGAGAGUCUCCACUGUUUCACAUAUCUUUGUUUUCAGUCAGAAGGAAGAUUGCAGUUUUGUGGUCAACUUCUUGCUGAGUUUCCCUCAAUUCUUGUUCCACUGUCUAGUUUUAACCAGGAUGUAAGAACUGCAGCUAUGAAUUGUGUGGAAGGGUUACGUGCAUUAUGGGCACUUGUUGACUGUUCCAGCAAGAAAAAUGGAAACCAAGCAAUUUGGAGUCAUUUUCUUGAUAAACUUUUGGACUUAAUAGUUCAGCAGAAAAGGCUAAUUUUGUCUGACAGAAAAUUCCUUCCUUCACUUAUGGCAUCUUUACUCAGCUCAUCCUGCCAUAGCUUGUUGGUACCUAGGAAUAUUGAGCAAAGGUUUGAUCAACCCACCAGGGAAAAGAUUCUUGCGUUCAUUUUGGGUUCUGCUCUAAAGCUCUCUGAUUAUGCAAAGCUUAUGAUUUUAUCUUUGCUCAAAGGAGUAGGCAGUACUGUUGUACAUGUAAAGGAACUUGAGUCAUUCUUUUCUCAACUUUUGAGAAGACGCAGUCAAUAUCACUGUAAAUUGGAUACGUCCAGCCAGAAGUUGUCAGACAUUGAGGUUGAUAUUCUAUGCCUUCUACUAGAGAAUUGUGCUAUACCCUCGUCAUUUGAUGGCCAUUUUUUUGAAGAUCAUUUAUUCAAGGCUUUGCAAUUGGAUGGCAUGGCUGCAGAAGACCCAGCUGUUAUGCGUCCUUGUGUGACUGUCUUGCUGAAUCUUAACAACCAAAUCUAUAGUAAAUUGAAGACUGAGAUGCAGGAGCUUCUAUUUCGUGAACUUGUGAUUUUGUUUCGAAAUGCUAGUGGUGAGAUACGAAAUGCUGCCAGAGAAGCCUUGUUGUGCUUAAGUAUUACUUGGUCCACUGUUGUUCAGAUGCUUGAUCUUGUGUUUAAGAAUAAAGGUCGUGUGAUUAGUUCAGCCUAUGGGAAGAAGAAAAGGAAAUUAGUUGGGGAUCAGAAGUCCACACUGCCUGAUGAUGAAAUUUAUAAAGGAGAAAAUGCACUUUCUUUUCUUAGCUCCCUUCUUGACAUUUUGCUACUGAAGAAAGACAUAGUUAACAGAGAUUUGCUCUUGGGACCUUUAUUCAACCUAAUCGGCAAAACUUUUCCGGAUGAAUGGGUUCACCAUUUUUCUGUCCUUGAUGAAAACGUGGUUCAACCUUUGUCUGGUGUUUAUCAAACUACUGCUGCCACAGUGUGUUACAUACAACAGACACUGCUAAUAAUCCUGGAAGAUAUUAGUACUUCGCUCAUUACCAGUUUGGCACCAAAGGAAAAUGUAAGAAAUGAGAUAAACAUCGAAGUUCUAGUUGAGUGUGCGCGCACUGCGAAGGAUGGGGUAACUCGGAACCAUGUAUUUUCACUGAUAACCACUGUUACAAAGAUCACACCAGAGAAAAUUUUAGAGCACAUAGAGGACAUAUUUACCGUUAUUGGAGAAUCAGCUGUCACACAGAUAGACAACUAUUCUCAGCAUGUGUUUGAGGAUCUUAUAUCAACAAUUGUUCCAUGUUGGUUGCAAAGAACAAAAAACAUGGACAAACUUUUGCAGAUUUUUAUGAGUGUGUUGCCUGAAGUUGCUGAGCAUAGAAGGCUGUCAAUGGUAGUAUAUCUAUUGAGGACAUUGGGGGAGUCUAAUAGCUUGGCUUCGUUGCUUGUCCUUCUAUUCCGUUCCUUAGUUUCAAGAAAUGGGUCACUUUUCUUUGAUAAUAAGAGUGCUGCAGAUAACUCCAUAUCUUCCACAAAGAAAGAGUGGGAGUACGUAUUUGCACUGCAAAUAUGUGAUCAAUAUUCAUGCGUGAUUUGGCUACCCUCUCUUGUUAUGCUACUCCAACAAGUAGGAACUGGUAGUCUGUGCCAGGAGCUGUUUGUGGAAUUGCUGUUUGUGAUCCAAUUCACUCAGCACAAAUUGCAAGAUCCCGAGUUUGCUUUAAAGUUGGAAUCAGAAAACGUUCAGGUAUUGCUUGAAGAUCUCAUGGAGCAGGUGGGCUUAUUAUCACAACUUGUUGACACAAGGAAGAAGCAAAUGACUGUCCCUCCUGUUAUAAGGAAAGAACUAAAGGAUUGCAAUCGAGCUGUCUUGAGGACUGUUACUUCACUCAUGAUUCCAUCAGCAUACUUUGAGGGCAUCAUUAGAUUGCUUCGCCAUGGAGAUAAAAAUGUGGGGAGAAAGGCUCUUGGAUUUUUAUGUGAAAUGGUGAGGGAGAAUGACACGACAAAAUCACGGCAUAAGGAGAGAAAUUUGUAUGGUCGAUGGGAACAUUUGGAAGAGACUGCUCUUGAUUCUUUCCACAAACUGUGUCUAGAAAUAGUGAAGAUAGUUGAUUCUGUCGAUGUUUCAGAUUCUCUGAAACUGGCAGCUGUUUCAGCUCUAGAAGUUCUUGCCAGCAGGUUUCCUUUUGAUUAUUCCAUCUUUGGUGAUUGUUUGCCAUCUGUUACCAAAAAUGUUAGUCCAGAAAACUUGGCUGUUUCUUCUGGCUGCCUACGGACAACUGGUGCUUUCGUCAAUGUUCUUGGGCCAAGGGCGUUAGUUGAGCUUCCAUGUAUAAUGGAGAAUGUAAUUAAGAUAUCUCGUGAAAUCUCUUUACGUUCAGAUGUAAAGGCCAUAAAAAGUAAUGAUGACACACCAACUGCACUAUCAACUUCUAAAGAGAGUAUUAUUUUGUCCAUUCUUCUUGUUCUGGAGGCUGUUGUGGGCAAACUUGGGGCUUUUCUUAAUCCGUACCUUGGAGAUAUCAUAACAGUUAUAGUGCUUAAUCAUGACUAUGCAUCAGGAUCUGAUCAAAAGGUCAAAUUGCAGGCUGACACAGUACGGAGACUCAUAACGGAAAAAAUCCCUGUUCGACUUGCUUUGCCACCUUUGCUGAAAAUUUAUUCAAAUGCUGUUUCAUCUGGGGAUUCAAGUUUAACCGUCUAUUUUGGAAUGUUGGCAAACUUGAUUGGUUCAAUGGAUAGACCAUCUAUUGGUGGCUACCAUGCAAAGAUUUUUGACCUUUGCUUGCUUGCUCUGGAUCUACGCCGUCAAAGGCCAGCUUCACUUCAGGAUAUUGAUGUUGUAGAAAAAAGUGUUAUCAAUACAGUAAUUUCUCUGACAAUGAAACUGACAGAGACUAUGUUUAAGCCCCUUUUCAUAAGGAGUAUUGAAUGGGCAGAGUCUGAUGUUGAAGAUGGUGUUGUAGGGAACACUAAUGUGGAUAGAGCAAUAUCAUUCUAUGGUAUGGUAAAUAAGCUUGCUGAGAACCAUAGGUCUCUGUUUAUUCCAUACUUCAAAUACUUGCUUGAGGGCUGUGUCCGUCUUCUUACAGCAGCUGGGGAUGCCAAGGCUUCUGGUUUAACACGGAAGAAGAAGGCCAGAAUUCUAGAAGGAAAAAAUACAGAAGAAACCAGUAUAUCACUUGGAAACUGGCAGCUUAGAGCAAUGGUUUUGUCAUCAUUACAUAAAUGUUUUCUCUAUGAUACUGGAAGCAUGAAAUUUCUUGACUCUUCAAAUUUUCAGGUUCUUUUAAAGCCCAUUGUUUCUCAGCUUACUAUAGAACCACCAAGUUCCCUCGAAGAACAUCAGAACUUGCCAUCAGUGAAGGAAGUCGAUGACUUGUUGGUUGUUUGCAUUGGUCAAAUGGCAGUGACUGCAGCAACUGACGUCUUAUGGAAACCAUUGAACCAUGAGGUACUAAUGCAGACUAGAAGUGACAAGGUGCGGGCUCGAAUUCUGGGCCUAAGAAUAGUCAAAUAUUUGGUUGAGCAUCUGAGAGAAGAAUAUCUAGUUUUCCUGGCUGAAACCAUCCCCUUCCUUGGGGAACUACUUGAGGAUAUGGAGCCCUCUGUUAAAUCCCUUGCACAGGAGAUUCUCAAGGAAAUGGAAUCCAUUAGUGGUGAAAGCCUUCGACAAUACCUGUGAUGACACACUAACUAGGUCCUGGCUUUUUCUGACUAUGUAUCACCAUCCAUUUUUUUGCGAGCCAAAGGUAUGGGACAGCCUAUAUGAUUUUUUGGGGUUUGGCCAAUGUGUGUCUUCAAGUGUAAUUAUAAAUGCCUAAAUGAUUAGUCGGAGUCAGUUUCUUUUGUUGUUCGCCAACAAUGAUUGAAAUCAAUCUGGAUUAGGGGGUGUGAUUUCUGUUCCGAAAUUCGUGGUAACUAUGGACUGGCUCCGACUAUUAAACCAAACAUGCUGCACGUCAAAUGAUGGAAGACAAAGUUAGGGAUAUGCCUAAGUGGGCAUUGUAUUUAUUCAGUAGGUUGAGCAAUUAGUAUGUCAUUUGUUUUUGUUAUAAAUGUUGCUAUAAGAAUUAAUAGCACAGCUUACCGGCGAUUUUUUCUACAGCAGUGGUUGUGAACCAAAAUUUUGAUCUGAUAAUAUAAGCAAUUUAAUUAUUAUACGGUUGUAUUGAUUUAGAUUAUUAAAAAAGACACGAGUUGGCAGGUGAA
Humulus lupulus (European hop) is the source of this 7126-nucleotide messenger RNA. RefSeq lists its product as uncharacterized. Gene Ontology annotation, cellular component: t-UTP complex; small-subunit processome; 90S preribosome. NCBI's taxonomy places the organism in Eukaryota, Viridiplantae, Streptophyta, Magnoliopsida, Rosales, Cannabaceae. Gene Ontology annotation, molecular function: snoRNA binding. The transcript is spliced from 39 exons. Gene Ontology annotation, biological process: positive regulation of transcription by RNA polymerase I; maturation of SSU-rRNA from tricistronic rRNA transcript (SSU-rRNA, 5.8S rRNA, LSU-rRNA). Bases 141 to 6599 code for a protein of 2152 amino acids. The record is from RefSeq and is a predicted model, not a curated record.